Messenger RNA from Gongylonema pulchrum, 453 nucleotides. NCBI's taxonomy places the organism in Eukaryota, Metazoa, Nematoda, Chromadorea, Rhabditida, Gongylonematidae. The record is from the annotation of a GenBank genome assembly.
AUGUUUGGGCGCGGUGGUGUGGACACGAACAAGGUAGGUCUGGACUUGGCACCUGUCAUUGAUGGUUAUUUUUUGCCGAAACCAAUUGCUGAACUAAGAAAAGAAACGCCGGUCAAGAGUUGUAUGGUUGGAGCUUGCCAACAUGAAAGUCUUGUUUUCGCGGCUCUGCUGCCAAGCGCAUUUACGGCGCGCGGGAUGGACAAGUUGUUGAGAACUUACAUUCCGGAGGACAAGUAUCCCAACUGCGAACAGCUGAGAGACAAAGCUAGGGAGUACUAUUUAAAUGAUGUGGACACAGCGAACAAACUCUCCGUUGCUAAAGCAUAUGAUAAGAAGUCGGCACAAAUCAUUCGCACUGCUGCUUUUGUUGCUUUUCUUUAUCUCACAAAUCCGAGUCCAAGCAAAUUCAUUGAUGGGAGUAGCAGCCGGUUAGGCAGUGACAAAACACAAUAA